UUUCUGAUGCGACUUGGAGUUUCCACGCAACAUUCUUCCUAUAUAGUGCUACCAUGGCAGCGAUAUUACUGUGUCUUCUUGUGGAUGUCAUUCGCAUCACUUCCACUACCGAAUCUUCCAAGCAACGUGGGCUUGCGGUUCUAAUGCCUUCAUUCUUUCAGAGAGACUCAAGUACAAGCUUCGAAAGGAUGCCGAUUCAACCGAAUACUAAUUUAGCACAAUGAUUACACAGUUUUAAUCAGAACAGUUAAAUUGUAGUCCAGUUAGCAUUACAUAAUUAAGCUUUCGGGGUUACAGUGGGAUAAUUCACAUUAAUUUUUUAUGUAUGCAUGCACUAUUCUUAAGUUGUAACACCAACACAAAUAUGUUAUCUACUAUUAAAAAGACUAAGCUACCACCUAUUAGAACUUGAUAUUUUACUAUUUUUUUCCAUUUAAGGGUAUUUUUGUUUCUUACACGGAUCUCAAAUAUUUCUUUGAUCUUGAAUUUAUUCAGUAAGCGGUAAGUCAUGUUAAACCGGAACAGGCUUGAUAUUAAUCAGAAAGUCGUCUUAUUUUGUAAAAUGACCAGGCAGGAAAAAAGGGGGUAAAUAUUAGACCUUUGUUAACCCCCUCGACGAAGAGAGCUCUUACUUUUGUACCAGUCCGUAAUUAAUUCAGAUGGAUAGUCACUAAAACCAAAGACCUGGGUAAUGUGAAGUUACCAAAUGAAAUGAGACAAUAUGAAACAACGGACAUUACGGACUGUAUAGCCAUAAUAACCCUAUUCAACUCAGGUGCAAAUGUGUUGUUUUAGGAAAUUAAGAGUCCUGAAGUGAAAUACAAAGAUAAUACAAUGUAUACUCCCGAUCCCGAACAAUGAUCCUGGUAAUAUACCUCUUAUAGUAAGUUUGGCUCAAUAUCUGGAGAACAAUUGAAUUACAUGUGCACAUGCUAACACACAUGUGUUAGCAUUAAUAUCGGUGUUUUCAUGCAUAUAUGAAUUAAUUUAUAUCCGAUAUUUUUUGGACAAUCACCAGUGGCGGAUGUAGCCGUUUUCCUCCCGAAAUCCCUGUAUUUUUCUAGCAUAUUCUCGAUUUAUCAUUUUUCGAGGGGACAGGGACAUUCCUCACCAACCCAUAUGACUUCGCACCUCUUUCCCCCUUUUUGGGGUGGCUUUUCCGGGGGAAUGGGUAGCCCCUGCCCUCUCCCUUCCCCCUCACAACGCCCAUGUAAGUUACAAAACGAAAUAGAAGGAUAUACCGUGACCCCGGGACGUUUUACUCCCUUUUUCCAUGAUCUACAGCAGCCCGAUGGUGAGGCCAGUGAAAACUCUAGCUAUGUGUUUUCAUGAGGUUAUUCAUUUCAAUACCCUGCUUGCUAUGAACAUGACAAUGGGUAGCUUUCAACAAAUGAAACAAGUAUUCCGGACUUAGAAUGGGUGCGUUCGAUCGUGUCUAGCAGCUUGUCACUUUCGAGCAUAGGAAAUUAACCUAACUAAAGUCGUGUCUGGCGCAUAAACCUACCAAAGGGUACACUUGACGUUCGUGCGCUUGGGAAUAAUCGUCGUAUUAUCACUAAGUGGGAAAUAAUGGCGACGGUUAGUCCGAGUUACCGGGAAGGAGGCUGGGGCUGGGCGGUCGUUCUGGCCUGCUUCAUGACUGAGUUCAUCAUUUGCGGCAGCCUGAAAGCUAUAGGUGUUCUGAUCACUUAUAUGAAGGAGGAUUUCGGUACGGAGUUGUGGGUCGUCGGCUCCAUAGUCUCGCUACAUUAUGCAGUACAGUCUAUCAUGUGUCCCCUUGCAGCUGCUCUGGCACCCAAAUUUGGUGUUCGCGCCUUGGUUCUUGUUGGCAGUGCACUCUACGGAGUUGGUCUGGUGGUGUCUGCUUUAACGCACAGUAUUGCCAUCUUGGCUCUCGCCUUUGUUGUUAUCGCUGGAACAGGGGUAGCGUCUGUGUUGGAGAUCACCCAUGCCGAACUUGCUUAUUACUUCCGGGAGAAGUAUCCUUUAGCAGCUUUCCUCACAUUUACCGGGACCCCUGUCGGUAUGAUGCUGCUCGGUCCAAUAACCCAGGUUCUCGUGGAUACGUAUGGAUGGCGAGGAGCAAUGCUUCUUCUUGGUGGCGUUAGUUUUCAUCUUGUUGUAGCAGGAAUGUUGAUACGAAGGCCGCCGAACUCAUACCAAGCGGUGCCCGAUCACGAGGAGCAACUUACAAUUGAUGGUAUCAACUCUCCUGGUCAAUCCAAGAAGGAAGUCAAACCGAAUAAGUCCAAGAUAUCCAACCUCUGGACUUCAGUUUUCUCUGCACUGGGUCUCGAGGUCUUCGUGAGUGCUGAAUUCAUGAUUCUAGCAACCAUAAGAAUGUUGUACAGUAUUGGAUACGGUGGUGUGGUUGUCUACAUAGUGCCUAAUGGUCUGGCGCUUGGUCUGAGUGCCAAAGAGGCAUCAUUCCUGACUACAGCUUGGGGGGUUGGGAACCUGGCUGGACUCGUUCUGUUGGCUUCGGCUAUGCAUGUUAAGUUGGUUUCGGUCCGUAGCGCUGAAGGGAUAGCUGUGAGCGUAAUUGCAGUAGGAUUCGCCCUGGAACCCUUCGUCUCUCCGUUCGUUGGUCAGAUUCUCACUGCUUUCGUCGUGGGGGCUGGAUUGGGUUGCGCAAUCGAGGGGAUAUUUGUCAUGACGAGGUGUCUACCUUUUGGUGACGACAAAUUUGUCAGUGUGUUGGGAUGGCAAACAUUUCUGAGUGGAGUAGCAGCUGCUAUUGGAGAUACUGUAUCAGGUUGGCUUUCUGAUGCGACUGGGAGUUUCCACGCAACAUUCUUCCUAUAUAGUGCUACCAUGGCAGCGAUAGUAUUGUGUCUUCUUGUGGAUGCCAUUCGCAUCUAUUCCACUACCGGAUCUUCCAAGCAACGUGGGCUUGCGGUACUAAUGCCUUCACUCUUUAAGAAGGACUCCAGUACAAGCUUCGAAAGGGUGCCGAUUCAACCGAAUACUAAUUAAGCACAAUGAUUACACAGUUUUAAUCAUAAAGUAUUCUAGUUAGCGUUUAAGAUGUUCAACAAAUAUUAACAGUAAGCUUUACAAAGGGAAUAAAUAAAUACUUGGCCGGUUUUAAACAAGUACGUAUAAACCGCCUUGGGGCUUGGACGCGGAUAAUGACCCUAACAAAAGGCGAAGGCAAUUACCUGCGACCGGGCCCCUGCCGAUUAUAAGCGUACUCGUGUAAUACCAGCCCAGCACAUAUAUAUUUCCAUUAAUAAACACCAAAACAAGUCAAAAUUUAUCAAUUUGACUUUGUUUAUGAUUGAUGGUUUAUGUUUAUGGUACGUGCCUCGGAUCGCGCGAGUAGUACUAAACAUCUCCCUAUAUGGGGAUUGGCGCUCGCGUGGCGCGUACUUGCUUUUGUUUCCCCAUGCCGAUCUUGGUGAUUAGCU
This is a messenger RNA of Patiria miniata (bat star), 3410 nucleotides long. RefSeq names its product monocarboxylate transporter 11-like. Gene Ontology annotation, molecular function: monocarboxylic acid transmembrane transporter activity. The transcript is spliced from 4 exons. The record is from RefSeq and is a predicted model, not a curated record. Bases 1570 to 2976 code for a protein of 468 amino acids. Gene Ontology annotation, biological process: transmembrane transport. Lineage: Eukaryota; Metazoa; Echinodermata; Asteroidea; Valvatida; Asterinidae.